ACCGCCGCUGAGGUGACGUUUCGCGCCGCCGCGGGAACAGCCCCCGCCUCGUUGCCUCCUGGGAGCUGUAGUCCCCCCGCAGGAAGCGCUCCAGAUGGCCCUGGAGGCCCUCAGCUUGUGAGCACGGUGUCACCUCCCUUCCAUGAAUGCCUCCCAUAAAAAAUCAUGGAGCUAGGAAAGGCAAAGCUGCUGCGAACUGGCCUUAAUGCCUUGUACCAAGCAAUUCACCCCGUGCAUGGGAUUGCCUGGACAGAUGGGAAGCAGGUGAUCCUGACUGCUUUAUACUAUCAUAGUGGAGAACCAAAAUUUGGUGACUCCAGUGUUGUUGGGCAGUUUGAACACGUCCAUGGACUCUACUGGGGCCCGUGUCCCCCCGACGCCCCCGCCCUGCUCGCCGUCCAGCACAAGAAGCACAUCACCAUCUGGCAGCUCUGCUUCAGUGACACAGAAAGAAACAAGCUCUUAGUGUCUCAGAUCUGUGACAUCAGUGAGCCCUUUCCUGUGCUCCCCCAGGGCUGCGUGUGGCAUCCGAAGAAGGAGAUCUUGGCAGUCCUGACCACACGGGAUGCUUCUGUCCUACACUCUGUUCACCUCAACAACUCCAGGAUCAAAGCAGACAUUAAGGGCAGUGGUCUCAUCCACUGUGCUUGUUGGACAAAGGAAGGCAAUCGUUUGGUGGUGGCAGUAGGCAGUGCCCUUCAUUCUUACAUUUGGGAUGAUGCUCAGAAAACCCUGAAUCCUUGUUCUUUUUGCCCAGUCUUUGAUGUGGGGGGCUACAUCUGUGCUGUGGAAGCCACCCUGGAUUUCCAAGUUGCUGUUGCCACCGAGCUCCCUCUAGACAAGAUCUGUGGCUUGAAUGCUGGUGUUGCAUUUGAAGUUCCAGCAAGCAUUGAAACAGAGUCCUUGCCCUCACAGUCCAGCCUAGGUGGUGAGGAAGAGUAUUCCAUGGAUGGGGGGAAGAAGAACCUGGACUCUGAGAAGCUCAUGUCUGUUACAUCUCCUGUGGAUCUAACACACAUCCUUGCUAGCAAGCAGGGUGCUGAUAUCAGUUCUCUUCUUCAUCUGAGGCCCAAGGACUACCUAACGGGAAGUGGCCAAGAUUCCUCACAUCUCAUCUUGGUGACUUUUGAAAGAAAGGUUACCUCUACCAAAAAAGUUAGCAUCCCAGGCAUUCUGGUUCCUGAUAUAAUGGCAUAUGACCCCAAAACUCAAACUGUAGCAGUUGCCUCCAAUACUUGCAAUGUUAUUUUAGUCUAUUCGCUGACUUCAUCCAAUUUACCCAAUAUUCAACAAAUUCAGCUGGAGAAAAACGAGAAACCAAAGGGUUUGUGCUUCUUGACCACUAAAUUGUUACUGAUCCUGGUUGGAAAACAAAAGUUUACUGACCCUGCAUUUCUUCCCUCUUCAAGAUCAGACAAAUACAUGAUAAGAUUGAUGAUUAAGGAAUUAACAUUUGAAGUGGAGCCUUCAGCAUCUGCAUCUGAUAACGGGACCUCAAAUUUAAACCUUUCCAAAAUACUUCACGACCUCUCCCCAGAUGUUCACUCUCUCAACCGUGGACUCUUGAUACCAGAUAGUGCUACCAUUCAGUCCCCUCCAAGCAGAAGGAAGCUCAUUGAAGAAAUAAAGAGUCCUGCUUAUGAGCAGAACUUCUUUUUGAACGUGAGUGACCUCAAAGAUAGAAAGAUUUCCCUGGAUUCUUCUCCCACUGUUGAGUCUCUGGGUGCAGAAUCAGUCAGUCGGACUCUGCCACUGUCUGCCACAUCACUGGACUGUUCCAAUAAGCCAACAUCUCCAAAAAGACAGGUGGAUGUAGCUUCCAAAAUACCAAAUUCUUACAAGAAUAACCUGUUAAGUGAAAGGGAGGCAAAUUACUUUUCAAAAAAUGUAGAAAAACUGUCUGGUAACUUCACAGACUUACAGCAUCGUCUGCAUGAAUUAACUGAGCUGCUGAAAUCUAGCAAGAGAAGUUUUCCAGUGUACCCAUCUUCCCAGGAACCCUCUUUUAUUAACAUCACCUGCCAGAAGCAGCUUUGCAGCAGUGAUGCAGAUGAAAGGAGAGCUGUCAUCCUUUGUGGUGGUAAACUCCGUCUAAAUGUAGUCCAGCAGAUAUUCAGUCUCUCUCUUGUAGAAAUGCAGCAUGGUACCUCUUGGAUUGUUCUCACAGCAGACAGUGAGGGCUUUGUUCCUUUAUCCUUUACACCUGCACAGGAGGUCGUGGUGAGGGAUGGCAGUGCAAGAGGCUACAGUGCCCGCUCUUCCAAAACUUUGGACAUCCUCAGCUCCACAGAAGGCUGCAGACCUGCUGCUUCUGAAAGUCUGGACAUCACCAGUUCUCUGGAAGCCCCUGGGGACUGCUCCUCCAAGACUUUAGACAGCAGCAGUGCUUCAGCACAGCCCAGCAGUAACAUAUAGGUGCUGACAGUCAUUUUUAUAAUGUCUGUCUUAUGAUGGGAGGCUCUUACUAUGUAGGACUGCAAGUUCUAAGCAACAGUCUGUCUCAAAUCUCUGUUGGAUUUCCAUAAUUUUUUUUUUGCAUAUCACUGUGUUUAUUUGACCCUUGGAAAUGGUAACUUUUUUUUUUUAACUGGGCAGUUUUUUAAAUAUGCCUCUUGCAGUAUAAACCAGGUCUUCUUAUCAGUGGCUGAAAACAAGUGUUCUUGCAAGCUUCUGAGCUGAAGUUUACAUCUUGGUCUUGAAUAUGCUGGUGGUUUUAGAUGGUAGUAAACUUGCAUAAUAAAGAAAUCCUUGAAGACA
This is a messenger RNA of Calypte anna (Anna's hummingbird), 2757 nucleotides long. Its product is annotated as WD repeat and coiled-coil-containing protein. The record is from RefSeq and is a predicted model, not a curated record. The transcript is spliced from 5 exons. Gene Ontology annotation, molecular function: kinase binding. The coding region runs from base 166 to 2415 and encodes 749 amino acids. NCBI's taxonomy places the organism in Eukaryota, Metazoa, Chordata, Aves, Apodiformes, Trochilidae.